Messenger RNA from Nothoprocta perdicaria, 4798 nucleotides. It is a transcript of the gene CCDC85C, whose product is annotated as coiled-coil domain containing 85C. NCBI's taxonomy places the organism in Eukaryota, Metazoa, Chordata, Aves, Tinamiformes, Tinamidae. Gene Ontology annotation, cellular component: apical junction complex. The transcript is spliced from 6 exons. The record is from RefSeq and is a predicted model, not a curated record. Bases 223 to 1401 code for a protein of 392 amino acids.
CCUGCGUUGCUUUUUUUUAUUAUGGGGCCUGGAGGGCAGCAGAUCUUGCAGGCUGGUGUUGCUCUUCUGCCUUGCCAGCAAUCUGCCGAGAACUGUAAUUUUUUUAUUUUUUUCCCCAAGAUGCUGCAGUAAAUUUUAGUCCCAGGAAAUCAGGUGGACAAAAUAUCCCGAGUAACCUGAGGCAUUUGUUACUGUUUGAGAACGAACACUAUCUAGGCACAGAUGAUGGCAAAAAAUUCCUUAGAAGGGUCUAAGGAAGACCUGAGCAAAAUUUCAGAAGAGGAGAUGCUGAGGUGGAGCAAGGAAGAGCUGGUGAAAAGACUGAGGAAAGUGGAGAAUGAAAAGAUGAACUUAAUGGUGGAACAUGGCAACUUAAUGAAGGAUGUGAACCGGCGGCUGCAGCUCCACCUGCACGAGAUCCGUGGGCUGAAGGAGGUGAACCAGAAGUUGCAGGACGAUAACCAGGAACUGCGGGAGCUCUGCUGCUUCCUGGAUGAUGACAGGCAGAAAGGCAAGAAGCUGUCGAGGGAAUGGCAGCGGUUCGGGAGGCACACGGCCAGCGUGAUGUGGAAGGAGGUGGGCAUGUACCAGCAGAAGCUGAAGGACCUGGAGGCCAGGCAGGAGACCCUGCUGCGGGAGAAUGUGGAGCUGAAGGAGAUGGUGCUCAUGCUGGAUGAGGAGCGGAGCGGGGCCGGCUCGCGGAGCUCCAUCGACAGCCAGGCCAGUCUCACCAACCUCAAUGGUGGGUCGGGCACCAGGGACGUGGGGGACGGCAGCAGCACCUCCAGCACGGGCAGUGCAGGAAGCCCUGACCACCAUCACCACCAUCUCCACCACCACAAGCCUGGAGACAGCAAGGCCGGGGCCAUGCGGAGGUCUAUGGAUGACCUGUCUGCACCUCUCCAUCACCGGAGCAUCCCCAAUGGUCUCAAUGAUUCAUCUUCCAACUACAUCAGACAACUUGAAACAAAAGUGAAACUUCUGGAAGAUGACAACAAGCUUCUCUCUCAGCAGUCCAGCAGUGGGGAGCUGAGGACUCUCAGAAAGGGGUUAUCCCCCUACCACUCCGAGUCACAGCUGUCGUCACUGCCGCAGUACCAGGAUGCCAUGCAAAACGGACCAGCACGCAUGACAUCUGACCUGGGGUCUUCUCCUGCAGCAGGGUAUGUCCCUGUUGGUCAGAAACCAGAGGCUGUUGUGCAUGCUAUGAAGGUCCUUGAGGUCCAUGAAAAUUUGGACAGGCAAAUGCAAGAUAACUAUGAAGAAGAUCUGAGCGAGAAGGAGAAAGCGAUUGUUCGUGAGAUGUGCAAUGUUGUCUGGCGAAAGCUGGGUGAUGCUGCGAGCUCCAAACCCUCCAUCAGGCAACACCUUUCAGGAAACCAGUUCAAGGGUCCGUUGUAGGAGCGUCGUCCUGCAGACUGGCAGUGACUCCAUGAGGACUAAAAGAGAGAGAGUUGCUCUUUCUGGCUGCUUGCUCUCUGGGACUCGGGGGUUGAUAUUUUCAAGCUUUUUUUCCUAUUUUUGCUUUUUUUUGUAACUGUCAAUAGUGUAAAUAUGGCAGCUAAAAGCCUGAUUUCAGGCUGUGGUGCUCUGGAACGGAUGUUCGAUGGGUAACCAUUCAGUAAUGCCAGACUUGCAUCAUUUGUAUCGUAGUCCAAACCCGCUUUGUUGUAUGGUCUGUUUGUAGAAUUAACUUGAGAGAAUUUCUAAGAAGAACAAGAAGAAACUUUAACCCACGGAGAUGUCACAGUGUGUCCUGCUUCUGUCCACCUGCUUGGUGACUGCUUGGUGAAUGGCUCCAGGCAGCACAUUUUUGGACCCUUCCAAGGAAACAGCGAUUUGAAUUCCCUGGUUUACAGGCUGCCCAUUUCCUAAGCUGCUCCUGUUUGUUUGGGAGGUCCUGAUUUAGGGGAAGGACAUGUUGCUGUUUUCUCAAGGCGCUGUGAGGAGGGAUUAAACCCUCAUACUGCUUCGUGCGCUGUACUGUGGUGUCCGUCUCACAAGCAUCCGGAAGAGCCUGAGGCUCCGUGUGAGCUGGUGAUGACGGAUUUCUCACCAACAAAUGAUACUCGUGACUUCUGCAGUCAUAAUGUGAAUGAACUGAAGUCGCUUGGCCAGGCACCAGUAUUCCCUACAGAUCUGGCCACACAAUUCCCAUAAAGUUUUUCUUAUUACACAACUCAGCAGAAACAGCCGUCCUAGCAGCACUUACGGCUUUCACAGUAUCUUCAAGAGCAGCUCAUCUUUCACAUAUGGAAUAUUUGGGUAUUUUUUUGAACGGUCUUGCUGGAACCCUCACCUGUAUUGGCUGUCACAUAUGGUGACCAACCAACAACUUCCUGCCACUGAAGCUUUAUUUUUGUUAAUGAACCAAAACAAGUGGGUUUUUCCUCCUUCAAAUGGCUGUACAUAAAAACAAUGGGACUUUUAUUUUGUUAGUGUGGAGUAGCUGCUUGUAUAGGUGUAGUAAGAAUUUGACCCCCUUUCUUUUCCAACCUGUCACAGCCACUGGCCCUGUAUUUCAGUAGAUGUUUCUCCCCAUCUUUUCCUGAUAGUCUAAGCAAGCUGGAGAUUGUUAUUAAACCCACUGGUGUAAAAUAAUGUUAAAGACUGGCGUGUGUAAAGAUCAACACCUCCUCUGCAAAAGUUGCGUUGUUUUGGUGAUUAGCUUGAAGAUUUAGUGACUUCAAACCUCAUCACUUUCUUUUUAUUCUCUGUAAGGAUCAGUCAGCUGAGAGUUGAAAUGGCUCGACAGGCUCUUGCUGCUAAGGGAACGUGCUCUACUAGUUGAAUUCUCGACUCCUGUUAUUAUACUGAUGUGGAGCACCAAUAAAAAUCAAGGAGCUAGUGCCUGCAAGUUAUUAAACAGGCGAUUGGUCUCAUUGUAUAUAGUGUAACUAGCUGCCUGGAAACUCUUAAUUUGCAGGGUCAAAGCCUAGGUCUGUAACCCAUAAGAAGCUAGAGAAUCCAACCGAACAAGUACUAACCAGUAAAAAUAAGAACUUACAGUGUAGGGUGUAGAAAUAAAAACCUAACAGUCAAGAUAAGCAAUUUGUUUUAAAAAGAAGAGCUCAAGAACAAGAUGCCCUCCCCACCCUAACCUAGCCACUGGCCAGCAGCUCAUUUCCUGCAGUGAGCAGAGACAGAGCCGGCUGACUGUAACUCCAGUCAGUACCUGCUUCCAGGAUGAGUCCAGAAAAAUCCAUUCUAGCAUAUGGUGUCCUUCAAAAUACGACAUCUUUAGAGCAUUCCUGAUUUCCUACCCUUUUUUUGUUUUGCCUGUCAUCGUUCAUCCAGUUUCCAUUAGCCUAUGAUUACUUUUCUUCCUCCUGUAUACAUUUAUAUGCUGAGAUGUUCCUACCACAAAAGGUGUUGUGUUUCUGCCCCUUCCAGAGAAGGGAAAAUCAGACACAUCAUUCUUUAACAUCUAAUGUUUAACAGAGGGUUACUUUAAUCCAUCUGCCCACAAACCCAUUUUAAUUUUGGUGGAAUCUAAUCUCUGGAUUAAGGAGGAGAAUUUAGACCCACUGGGAGCAGGGUUAAUUGAUGCCAGUGAGUUUUAAGUAAAGCAAUGUAAAUGCUGCCAACACUUUGAGAAAGUGUGCUGAUGACGUGCUUACUAUUUUAGGAGUUUAUUAGACUAGCAGGUCCUCUCAACAGGGUGAGUGAUGCUAAUCAGACUACUAUUCUAAACAACCGUGAAGCUCUCAAACAAAUAUUCCCCUUACCAAACUUCUCAAUAUCUAUUUGGCGACGUUAGGCCAGGUCUGUUUCAUUCCACCUGCAGAUCUCACCUACAAGGGAUGCAGUGCUGUAAUCGAGGUCCAGUAGCAUUACAAAUCCUAAAAAAGCCAAUUUACAGGGUAGCAAAUUAGUUCAGUUGAAUAACCUUCGUACUUGUAGGGUAUAAUUUGUAUUUUUGGUGAUUUAACUUGGCAGCAUACGUCUUCAAUGCAAGAUGUGCAUUUUUCAUUUCCAGAACAACAUAACAGUGUUAUACGUGGAGUUUUUUGUUUGGGGCUUGCUACUCUUCAUACGUAGCUCCACUUGAGCUAAAUAGUGUCUUCCUGAGGAAAAAUGACACUCAAUGACUUUAAAGGAUGACUUGGGUGCUAGACUUUGAGCUGCCUAAAAAGGCAGCUUUCUAUGAAUUUUGAAAUCCAUUUAACUAUGCGCUAAGUCUUCGGUGAAAACUACCUGAGGAGGUUUGUACAUUAAGUUGGAGGGGAGCAUCCCUUGAAAGAGCAGCCAUAACGUGGACAGAUCUGGGGGCAACAGCCUCAGGUUCAUCUCCCCAACACUGAAGCGCUGGGUUCUGCCAUCCCCCAGCAAUGGAAGCAACCCCUCCUUCCUGACGGACCCCAGGGCUUGGGAAGGCAGAAUCCCAUCCUCAACACUUGUCGGAGUGACUCAAUAGCCUCCCUGUAAGAGCUUUUCAAACACUGUGGUACCAUCAGCUUCAGUUGGCUCUUUGCACCUUGAUAAGACUGCUGAGCACAACCUUGUUUGAGAAUGGCACAUUUUUAUCCAAAUAUAAAAUAUUUAAAAAAAAAAAGAAAGAAAAAAAAAUCAGUGUUAAAGUGACCUUUUAUCUUUCUAGAAACUGUGGGGGAAGAAUACUACUGAUCUUUUUCAAAGUGCAUGACUGUAAAGUGAUAAAAUUGUAUAUUUUUCAUAAUGUGGGGAAAGUCUAUCUGUGCUGCUUUGGAAAUCAGUCGGAAGUUUGAUUUCUGUUAAACCUGUGAUAUUACAGCCCUGCUAUAUUUUCUGUAUAUGAUUUACAAAGAACUGGAAACGU